This is a messenger RNA of Condylura cristata (star-nosed mole), 4005 nucleotides long. It is a transcript of the gene C1QL3, whose product is annotated as complement component 1, q subcomponent-like 3. The record is from RefSeq and is a predicted model, not a curated record. The transcript is spliced from 2 exons. Gene Ontology annotation, molecular function: protein binding. NCBI's taxonomy places the organism in Eukaryota, Metazoa, Chordata, Mammalia, Eulipotyphla, Talpidae. Bases 934 to 1701 code for a protein of 255 amino acids.
UCAGAGUAAUGCCAAACUCUCUCUGAGUGGGAUGAGCAGAGCAGAUGCUGCAGUGAGAUGCCAAAGCGGCUCCCCUUCCUCUGUGCCUUGGGUGCCUAUAAAUUGCUCCGGCGCGCGCGUUUGUCAGCCUCCUCUUCUCCUGGCAGGUGGUACCCAGGCAGAAUUCUGCGUUCAGUCUCUCUCUCGCUCCGCUCCCGGCCGCGAGGCGCUCGCCGCUGCUUGCUAGUUCCUCAGCUCCGGUCCCGAGCCCGCCGAGCCAACCCGACCGCGCCGGCAGCCGCCGCUCCGCGCCGGGGUGCGGCUGGCCAGAGCUCGCUCGUCCAGCCCGGAGCUUUGGGGUGCGCCUCUAUUAGAGUUGUGGUGGUUCCAAAGGAGGGGAGAAAAGGCGAGGGAAGGGUGACCCCGGCGGACGAAAAAAGAGAAGAAGAAGGCAGAAAAAGGCAACUUCAGACGGAAAGUUGGUGAGAACUGGCCUAGUCGGCAAAAGCGGAAAAGUCGAUCGCGGGCGGCUGCGGCAUAAAAGUGUGAGCGGCCCCGGCGAGUGCGAGAAGCGGCGGCUGGCUCUGCCCUCCGGCGGCGGCGCCGGCGCCCGCGGCAUCCACAGGUGCCCAGGGGCUCGCCGAGGCGAGAGGGCGCCCCGUGCACCCCUCCCCCAGCCUCCACCCCCGGCGCGGGACUUCAGCUCCAGUCACUUGGCGUCCGAGCUCCCUCCCCAGCCGCAGCCUCAGCGGGGGGGAGCAAGAGCCGGCCGGGAGCGGUCGGCGCGCCUGCCCAGGGGAGUUGGGGCUCGCAGGGGGUUGUUUUCGGCUCUGAGGAGGUCCCCGCCCAGCCUUCAAAAUUUUGUCCAAAAGCAGACAAGAGGAUCGCCCCGCGCUGAGCCGGCUCGUGGGCAGCAGGAGGCGCCUGAUCGCCGCCGGGGCGCUGGGGGUGGUGAUGGUGCUGCUGCUGGUCAUCCUCAUCCCGGUGCUGGUGAGCUCAGCCGGCACGUCGGCGCACUACGAGAUGCUGGGCACCUGCCGCAUGGUCUGCGACCCCUACGGCGGCACCAAGGCCCCCAGCACGGCCGCCACGCCCGACCGCGGCCUCAUGCAGUCCCUGCCCACCUUCAUCCAGGGCCCCAAAGGCGAGGCCGGCCGGCCCGGGAAGGCGGGCCCGCGCGGGCCCCCAGGUGAGCCCGGGCCGCCGGGUCCCGUGGGCCCCCCGGGUGAGAAGGGUGAGCCCGGCCGCCAAGGCCUGCCCGGCCCGCCCGGGGCUCCCGGCCUGAACGCGGCCGGGGCCAUCAGCGCGGCCACCUACAGCACAGUGCCCAAGAUCGCCUUCUACGCCGGCCUCAAGCGGCAGCACGAGGGCUACGAGGUGCUCAAGUUCGACGACGUGGUUACGAACCUGGGGAACCACUACGAUCCCACCACGGGCAAGUUCACCUGCUCCAUCCCGGGCAUCUACUUUUUCACCUACCACGUCCUGAUGCGCGGAGGGGAUGGCACCAGCAUGUGGGCUGAUCUCUGCAAAAACAACCAGGUGCGCGCUAGUGCGAUUGCCCAAGAUGCAGAUCAGAAUUAUGACUACGCCAGUAACAGCGUAGUACUCCAUUUGGAGCCUGGAGACGAAGUCUACAUCAAAUUAGAUGGCGGCAAAGCCCAUGGAGGAAACAACAACAAAUACAGCACAUUCUCUGGAUUUAUUAUUUAUGCCGACUGAUAAUGCAGAAACUCAGCUUAUUAAGUUCUGAGUUUGGACUCUGGAUUCGUAUGGCUAACGUCAGUGAAUCAAGGAUCCCGGGGGAUGCCAGUUGUGGGGCACCUCAGUUUGUGUAUAUGUGGGGAAAUCAAAUGCUACCUGACUCACAUCUGUAUACUCAGAAACAUUAUGUAAAAAAUAUUAAAAGCAAGAUAAGCAGAUGUGUGAUCCUCUACCGCCAAAGCAAAUACUCCUUAUCGUUAGUGUCCAUGUGAAUGAAGUCCUAUAUAGAUCACAAAUUUUUAUAGAAAAAUCUAAGACACUGAAUUAUUUCUUCAAUAUAUAUGAUACUUUGGUGUACUGUGAUCUUGCUGCUUUUAUCCAUAUGUCAGCUUUGGUUCUUGUGAGUUUACCUGCUUAUUAUGAUACUUGGAGUCCAUUCAUAGUUUGGGGGAAGAAUGAUUUUACCCUGCAGGAGAAGGUCUAAUGGAAAUAAUGCUGCUUGUCCCCAAAGAAAUUGUUUGCCUUGUACUCUUGUUAACUUUAGAGCUAGACCUGGGAAUGAUUCAACUUCAAGCCUUAACCUGGAAUUUUCUGGAUUUGAGGGAAUUCCCAAGCCUAUGAUCAUUUUCACAUUUUCUUAGAAUUUUCUUUUCUCUCUUUUCUGGUGAUAGUCUUUAAAGAUAGCUAUUGCAAUGGUAUCAUAGGAUAACCCUUUCAGUGUAACAAUGUGUAAUUAUUUAUGGUAUUUAGAAAAUCCCUAUGUGUCCAUUUUGUCAGCGGAAUACAUUUAGAUUGACUUGGAAAUUCAGAGAAAUUUAUUCUUUGUCAUUAAAUUAGGCGGAGGCUUUUGCCUUCUCUGGGAGGAAAUAUUAUCCAUUCAUAACCCAAUGGACAAAGGUUUAAUUUGAGCCACUGCAUGGGUCACCAAAGGGACACUAAGUAAGGCUUCAAAUAGUUACAAGUUGUGAUCUGAGGUUCUUUCAAAAUGAACAAUUUCACAUAUAAUCAGUGUGACAACAAAGUGUAUAUAUUUUAUACAAUUAUCUGCUACUUGUAUAUGUAGCAUUUCACCUAACAUAUAUACAUAUAUAUGUAUAUUUAUAGGAUGAGAUAUGAAUGAUAUAGGUUCAUACAUAUAUAUGACUUCAGACAGUAGGCAUAGUGGCUAUAUAGCCUCAAAAAUGUAAAGAAAUAUAUGUGUGUACACACACACAUAAAUUAUUUGACUUAUUUUGGAUUGAAAUCUAUUUUCGAUGACAAAAAUAUAUGGAGUAGCAAAAUAAUUAUAAUCGCUUUUCUUUAAGAGUUACGCCGAAAAUUAACUUUUAUUAGGUUAAAAAGCCCUAUACAUCAUGUAAAUUAAAACUAUGGUUUCUUUAUUACCAUAUGCCAGUCAGUAUUUUAACUGCAUUCCGUAGCAGACUGUUAAUAUUUGGACUGCAGAAACAAAGAGACUGUCCUUUGCAGUGUUUAUGAAUUAUAUGCAUUUGAAUUACCAUUUUUUUUUCCUUUUUCUCAGGUGAAUUGAAGCUGACAGUAAAGUAGACUUUAAGAAUAGUGCAAAUCCUUUCUCUUUGGUUAAAAUACACUGCCAAACGCCAUCUCUUUAAUCUCAGAAAAAGAUUAAAAAUGCAUGUUGAUAUAUCCUAACUAUCAAACAACUUCCACUAUUGGAAUGAAAAAAAUCGGUUUCCCUUCAGUUGCUUUUGAAGACUCUUUGACAAGUAGAUUUCAAAAAACAGGGAUUUAAAAAUCUGCUUGUUUAACUGGUGAAGGACAUUUGCAUUUUUUUCAUUUAAAAGAAUUAGUUUGUUCUCCUGGCUUAUUCUUUUUGUGGUACUUUCUGUUCUAAUACACAGAAUGCUCUACUAUCUUUGAUCCACAAAAAUAUCUUUUAUUUAGCAAAUCUAACUUUCCAAAAGAGUUAUGCAUGGUAUUCUUAUCUGAAGGUGCUGUAUGCUCUGUUUAAAUGCCUUGGUCUGAGUAAUUGUCAUGAUUUACAUGAGGAAAUGACCUAGUCUAUUCAUCAGAAAUAAUGACUAAUUAUAUUUGGUUUUCCUCAUAUGUAAGAUAACUCUUAAAGGACUUGCAAGGAUUUUAUUUCUAGUUAACAAUAUGUAUUCAUCAAAACAGAAUUGGUAGCAGGGUCUGGAAAAAAUUUUUAGGUAACAGGUAAUAUAGUGAGAGUUAAACCAAAAGAUUAAUUUAUAAUUUAUAAAUUUAGUAGCAGUGUACAUCAACUAAAAGUUUUAACAAAUCAUUUUUUAAAAUAUUUACACACAAAAAAAUCAGGGCUGGGUAUCUUUUAAAGAAUAGUCUCUA